AUGCCUGCGCCCGAUAUCCCCAAGCUCGCGCCUCUGGAGCAGCCCACCCGCUCGGUGGUCUCGGUCGACACCAGAGACCCCGCCGAGAACACCAUAAUUGUUGACCUGUCCAAGGGUAACAGUCAACUGGUCUCCCUGACCGAGGCGCACAAGAGGAACGGGGAUAUUCUGUUGAAAAUCAUCGACACCCGCCGGACUCGCCGCCAUGCACGUGUUCUUGCGCCGUUUCCGAUGAGCAGGCGUACAUCCACGCCGAUGCCUGCCCACCUCGUGCGCUUUAUCCGCCAAGUAUCCCUCGAGGUCACCGACUGCCCCUUCCGGAGGUCGAAGAGGAUCGCACGCCAGGGUCCGAUUGACUAUCCCGAGUAG
Coniophora puteana RWD-64-598 SS2 is the source of this 369-nucleotide messenger RNA. RefSeq lists its product as uncharacterized. The record is from RefSeq and is a predicted model, not a curated record. The transcript is spliced from 2 exons. The coding region runs from base 1 to 369 and encodes 122 amino acids. NCBI's taxonomy places the organism in Eukaryota, Fungi, Basidiomycota, Agaricomycetes, Boletales, Coniophoraceae.